ACGUGGGGACGUUCAAAAAAAUAAAUCAGCAUUUCUCCAGUUAUAUAAAUUGUUUUUGUUAUUUAUGGGUGAAUUGAAGAAAUUGAAGUAAGUGUUCGGUAAUUUUGUCCUUUUGUUUGGAUAAUUUUGAUUUUUUAAAUUUUCUGGAACAUAGUGAAAUGUGGCGACGCUGGAACGCCGUUGUCAAAUCUGACAGCUGUCAGCGUCGUUUUUGUAAUGUGUUGUUAUUAUUAGCGCCAAAUAAUAGGAUUUUUCUUACGAAUUUGAAAGUUUUGAAGAGUAUUAAGUGCUAACAUGACGUCUGCCUUGUAUUUGGAGCAUUACCUGGACAGCUUGGAACAUUUACCAAUCGAGUUGCAAAGAAAUUUCACUUUAAUGCGGGAUUUAGAUUCCCGGGCGCAAGGUUUAAUGCAAAAUAUUGACUCUCUAUCCGACAAUUUUUUGAGAAAUCAGAAAACCAUUAGUCCAGAGGAGAAGAAGGAACAACUGUUUAAAAUCCAAUCGUUAUUCAACAAAGCAAAAGAAUAUGGUGACGAUAAAGUCCAGUUGGCAAUUCAAACCUAUGAACUAGUUGAUAAACACAUUAGGAGGUUAGACAAUGAUUUAGCGAGGUUUGAGUCUGAAAUUCAAGACAAAGCUCUGAAUUCCCGCAACCAGGAUGAGCCCUCAGUUGGCAAGAGUAGGAAAAAAACCAAAGAUGGUAAAACGGAGAAGAAGAAACGUCCUGGUAAUUCAAGUGAAGAAGACUCGACGGGAACAGUUCGGGGCACAAAGAAGAAGAAGCAAAAGGGGGCCGGUUCUACUGGAAAUAGUGGCAGUACUACAGGCAGUGGCGCCAAAGCUGCCCUAGGUGAGGCCACUGAUUCAGUCUCUGUACUGCCAGGCUUAGCUGGAAUCGCACAUCCGAGCGACGUUCUGGAUAUGCCUGUCGAUCCAAACGAACCAACAUAUUGCCUUUGUCAUCAAGUAUCAUACGGAGAAAUGAUCGGUUGUGAUAACCCAGAUUGCCCUAUUGAAUGGUUUCAUUUCGCUUGUGUGGGCUUGACAACUAAACCCAAGGGUAAAUGGUACUGCCCUAAAUGCACACAAGACAGAAAGAAGAAAUAAUGCAUCGAUGCGUUAAAAGAUUAGACAAUUUUUUAUUUUAACUUAUUCCUUAAGUUUAAACCGUUUGAAAACAUGGUUUUGUUACGAAAUAGCAAUAAUGCAUUUGUUAUUUUAUUAAAUUUAUAUCGUGUGAAUUAUUAAGGAAAUAAACGUAAUUUAAGCAUU
Tribolium castaneum (red flour beetle) is the source of this 1272-nucleotide messenger RNA. RefSeq names its product Inhibitor of growth family member 5 (gene Ing5). NCBI's taxonomy places the organism in Eukaryota, Metazoa, Arthropoda, Insecta, Coleoptera, Tenebrionidae. The transcript has 6 exons. Gene Ontology annotation, cellular component: nucleus. Bases 295 to 1107 code for a protein of 270 amino acids. Gene Ontology annotation, biological process: regulation of DNA-templated transcription. The record is from RefSeq and is a predicted model, not a curated record.